GGAAGACUUCGGUCAAUAUCUGCAUGAAUACCGUUAUGAGAUCGCAAAGUAGGGCCUAGGCUCCGAGGGGGAAUGUAACUCGAGCGGAUACGUAACUCAACCGUUCCCAGACUCUAGCUGUUAGAAUGUUACGCUCUGUCGCCGCUGGCAUCUGAGUCCAAUCUUACUUCUUCGCCCACCCAGUACCUCAUCCCCAGACCAUACUCGUGGUCUAGACGCGUGUAUCGCUCACGGCUUCCAUCCGUGCACUGGUGAUGGCACCAUGGACGCUCGAGACCCUGGUCACCUUCCUUUUCGAAGCUCACGAGAACCUCAGUUCCUAUGGCGGGCUGGAUGGACUUCCAUAGUCCUCAUUCUUAGGCUCGGCUGUCCCCUAUUCACUCGCCCGAACCCCCUGUCUAUACCCAACGUUCUCUUAUCCGUCUCGGCCUUCUCAUCUACCUCCCCUUCUAUAAUUAUAUAAAGUAUGAUCGACCACCAUCUAGCGAUAGAGGACGAUCAUCUCCCUAACCAUUAUUCACCUUACCCAUAGUCUAUACAGCUGGUCUAUGACUUACAUUCCUUUUUACCCAAUCUAGUUGUUACAGCUACAAGUGUACAUAUUUUCGACACGACGUCAUACUAUACUAUACUAUCUAUCCCUACCCAGCUGUAUAAGAAGUCUAUCCUUAAAUACAUACAUACAAUAUGUCUAUCAAAUUCCUCGCAUCCGCGCUAGCCAUAGCGGCGUCGACGGUGUCGACAGUCUCAGCCGAGGGCGCGCCGGGGUACUCAGGGUUCAACACAGUAUGGGCGGAGACCUUCGACGGGUCGGCGGGAACCAGCGUGAACGGAAACAACUGGAACAUCAUCACAAACCUGCACGUCAACAACGAAGUACAGACCUACACCUCAUCCACCAACAACCUACAACUAAGCGGUGGCGCCACCGUGCAAAUCGUGCCUCGAAAGGACAGUUCCGGUGCCUGGACCUCAGCCCGCAUCGAGAGCAAGUACUCCUUCACACCCCCCGCAGGCGCGCAGACAAUGGCCGAAGCCAAGCUCCGCUUCGGCGACAACGCCAUCGCGAAUAAACAAGGAAUCUGGCCGGCCUUCUGGCUCCUAGGCAGCUCAGUAAACAACGGCGUCGCCUGGCCCGCGUGCGGCGAACUCGACGUCAUGGAAACCGUAAACGGUAUCCUAACAGGCCACGGCACGGCCCACUGCGACGUGUACCCAGGCGGCGUAUGCAACGAGCCCAACGGUCUCGGCGCCACCGUAGGUAUCCCCGAUCAAAGCUGGCACAACUGGCGAAUUGUCUGGGAUCGCCGGGCGAAUACUUGGACUGGUGAGACGAUCACUUGGUACAUGGACGGCGCACAAUUCCAGCAGAUCUCCGGUGCUAGCAUUAACAACCAGAAUGUCUGGAACUCGCUUGCUGCGUCGUCGGUGUACUUUAUUCUUAAUGUGGCUGUUGGUGGUGACUGGCCCGGCCCACCGAACGCCAACACCCAAGACGGCUACGGCAGCAUGAUGGAAGUUGCCUACGUCGCACACUACCUUUCCACAUAAGGAGGCAGUUAUUUUCGAACGGAGUUAAGUGGAUGGGUGGGAUGAGGUGCGUGGAGUUUUUGGAUGGGAUAGGGAGGCAUGAGCAUUGGUUUGACGGAUUCUUCGUCCUUCGCUACACUGAACAUUAUUUUGGCAUUUACUUUUGCGAUACCUGCAUACCAUUCGCUUCCUGUACAUACUUGCGAUAUCUUGUAUAUAUCAUGCAAAUCACGAGCUAUUUAUCUCGA
Hypoxylon trugodes is the source of this 1778-nucleotide messenger RNA. Its product is annotated as glycoside hydrolase family 16 protein. The coding region runs from base 688 to 1551 and encodes 287 amino acids. The record is from RefSeq and is a predicted model, not a curated record. Gene Ontology annotation, molecular function: hydrolase activity, hydrolyzing O-glycosyl compounds. The transcript has 2 exons. Gene Ontology annotation, biological process: carbohydrate metabolic process. NCBI's taxonomy places the organism in Eukaryota, Fungi, Ascomycota, Sordariomycetes, Xylariales, Hypoxylaceae.